AUGUGGCCACACAGGAAACCGCUCAAGCACCUUAUUUCGUCUCCAUGUUUUCUUUUGGAGCUGCGUUGGAGGCUGCAAAGCAUCAGCAAGAGUGCUGACGAGGCGUGGAUGAUGUGGGACGGUCAUCAGAAGGGGUUUCCCGUACUCUUGCAGCCGGUGGCCCUGCUGGAUCGUCUUGUGGCAUAUCGGCACAGUGACGUAACACUGCCGCGAGAAGCAGUGCUUUGGACCAUCUCGGAGGUGGACAUCUACCUUGGCAGCUUGGGAUUUAUUCGGCCCAGCCGAGAGUCCUCAUUAAUGCGGAGUUCAAAGAGGCUGGUGCGCGCUCUGCGAGGUGGCUACAAGCCCCUGGAAUUUCGUGUAGACCAAAGCGGAAAGGACAGCGGGGUCUUCUCUUCGAUCGAUGUUGAGAAAGGCGACUUGGUGGAACUUUGCCCACUACAUGAGGUGCCUGCACAUCUCCGUGCCAUCAGCAAAGUGCUACAGCGGAUCACGGUACCUAUGCAGUGUGAUGCUUCCCGCUUUGCCAUCGUGCUUGGAUUUGGGAAAGUCUAUGGCACAGCACAAACGCCGAACCUGCAUUGGAGCUAUAGGCGUGAUGAUGAGGUGGUGCUUUGGGCUGCCGAGGACAUCCUCGGUGGGCGAGAGCUCACCGUGGACUUCAACUCCCCCCCGAAGCCCUUGGAGCUUGCAGGGACGCCGCCCUCCACGUGGCAGAAGCCGCCGCAGAAGCCAGGGAGGUUGGCCAAUUCCGGCUUUGUGGUGCAUGGGGAGUCCAGCAUCCAUGGGCGUGGAGUAUUCACAACCAAGGAUGCUGCCGCCGGAGAUCUUCUGGAGAGUUGCCCGGCGGUGCUGAUGGACGAAGGUGCUGCUGAAGCCAUGUUCAGCUAUCGCUGGGGCCUGAAGAAUAACGAGAACAGCAAGGACUACUACCUACCAUUAGGCCUAGGUUCCUUGUACAACCACUCAGAAUCACCGAAUGCAGCUGGGCAAUUGGAUGUGAAGCGCUCGGUCUUAGAGUUCCGCGCAGUGACGGACUUGUACAAGGGCCAAGAGGUCUUCGUCAGCUAUGGCGACUCGUACUUUGAUGAAGAUUAUGAAGGCCACAGGCGUUCGGAGUUACUUCAUGUCGACAGGGCGGUGCAGGGAGACCGGCACACGCAGCAGCUGGUGGAAUGCCAGCGUGCCCUGGUGCGGGCAUUCGAAGGAGUGGAGUUUCAGAAGGAGCUCAAAGACCGGGCCAUGAUGAGGGCACGUGCCUUCAAAGAAGGCCGGCAACCUUCGAACAUCGCUGGUGGCAAGAGGUCGGUGCAUGCCUUGAUUAUGGAGGUUGAGGAGCCCAUCUUGGAGCGCUAUGGCUAUGCGCGUGGCUUUGCCGGUGCCAGAGCGAUGGAGCAGGACUUGCUGAAGGCAGCUGCUCAGCAGGGCAAGGACUCGGAGAUCAUUCGCAACAAUGCGCACUUGGGGCAUCUCCUACACAGAUAUGACCCGCCACCAGAUCAAUAUCGCCGCAGCAUGCAGUUGCAGCUCACAAUCUUGGGUGCCCCUGUGAAGCCCAACACCUCCUUGAGCCUCUCUGUGCCAGUCGAGGCACCCUGUGGAUUUGUACGCUUUAUUUUGUACAAGUCAAUGGGGAAGGAGGUGGAGGUCCAAGCCUCAGUGCUUUCAACGUUUCACACAGGUGUUGGGAAGACCUCGCACACCACUCCCCCGGAGUGCGAACAUGUGGGGACGGACGGGUGGCUACUGCUAGCCUUUAACGAGGAUUUGCAGACCUUGCACCGUGAGGUGGAGGCUGGCGCUGAAGAGCUGGGCUUAGAGCUUCCCAAGUACUUGGAUGCCUCCAGCUUUUGGGAGACGCCACUACGUGCCAGUGCCCUGGCUCGCCAGCUGCCAAGGGCAUUGGAACGUCUCCAGGCAGUCCGGGGCAAUAUGCCUAGGGCCACCGAUCAUCAACUGCGCUGUGGAGGCGCUACAUCUGCCAGGUAUUUGAGACAGCUCCGCCGCAACGUUUUGCAGGCUGGACGCUGCGUGUCCGGCUGGCGAUGGCUGGAUACCGACAAGACAUCAGUAGUGACAGCUGAGACUGAAGAGGCUGCUCGACGUGUUGUGGGUGCCGCUCUGCAGGCAUUGCUGUGGGUCCUGGACGCGGAGAUGCGACGUGCAUUUGUGGUGGGCCGACCCCCUGGACAUCACAAUGGCUGUGACGAGCGCUUGGAGGCUGAAAUGGAAUCACAGCGCCACGGGCAGCCAACAUCGAUAUAUGUAAAUAUAGAUGUAUAA
This is a messenger RNA of Durusdinium trenchii, 2283 nucleotides long. The record is from the annotation of a GenBank genome assembly. NCBI's taxonomy places the organism in Eukaryota, Dinophyceae, Suessiales, Symbiodiniaceae.